Ceratitis capitata (Mediterranean fruit fly) is the source of this 1114-nucleotide messenger RNA. RefSeq names its product MORN repeat-containing protein 4 homolog (gene rtp). The record is from RefSeq and is a predicted model, not a curated record. The transcript has 3 exons. NCBI's taxonomy places the organism in Eukaryota, Metazoa, Arthropoda, Insecta, Diptera, Tephritidae. Bases 263 to 817 code for a protein of 184 amino acids.
CGAAAUUUUGUAAAACUUUAGCUAGAGCUGAUAGUAAAUACCGUACAAUGUCUCACAGUCAGCACUUUUCUCAUAAACCAAAAUACACUGCAAAAUCGAUUGUAGAGCAACAGCGAAGAAUUUGAGUGCCUUUUCAUUGCAUUCCAUUCCAGCUGCAUUUAGCAUUCAGUUUACUUUGCUUUUUCAUUGCACUUUGCAUUUUGGUUAAAAAAUAAUUCAAUAAAAAUUAAAAUAGCUUCCACAAGAAAAGCCAAACCCCCAAAUGGACGACUACGAGGAUCAAAGUAUUGUAAGUGACGUGAAUCGCGGCGCUGCAGGUGCAACGGGUGUAAGCCCUCAUGGCCGUAAAGAAAACACUACCUUUGGUACUGUAAAGGUCGGCGGUUGGCGCUAUGAGGAGUCGACACGUUAUAUCGGUGAAUGGGAUCAACGUGGCCAAAAGCAUGGCGUUGGUCAUUUACAAUUUCCCGAUGGUACACGUUAUGACGGACAAUUCCACGAUGGACUGAGUCAUGGCCUCGGAUGCUUGUGGUUCUCGGAUGGAGCUAAGUACGAAGGUGAGUUCAUGCAAGGCUGGUUUCAUGGUUAUGGCAUAUUUUGGCGUGCUGAUGGCAUGAAGUUCGAAGGUGAAUUUCGCGGUGGCAAAAUCUGGGGACUCGGUUUAUUGACGUUUCGUGAUUUCACACACGGGUUUCCGCGCAACGAAGGCUUCUUUCAAGACUGUCGUCUAGUACGCAAACAACGUUGUCCUGAUGUAGUGCAGCGCGCACAAAAAUGUGCUCUUAUGGCACGUUCGCUGUGCGACCAUCCGUAUUAGCGUUAAGUCUGCAUGCAUGCACCAUGUACAAAGUAAACAACACAUAUAGUACUUACAUAUAGACACUAGCCAUCAACGAUAUACGUACGUAUCCAUAACAGUCGGUUCUAUGGUACCGCAAUGAAGUGGACCCUUAUGCAUAUACAUAUGUGAGGCCACAAAUUCGUAUAAGCCAGCAGUUCUUUUUCGCAAAAUAUACCUACAUAUAUAACUACUAACAUAUAUACACGUUUUUGAAAUGCUACAAACUGUCGCAAGUAAUAAAAAAAAUUAUGUUCAUAUGAUUCACGAAUAAAC